UUCUAAAUUUGUGCAUGAUAAAAAAGUAGUAUUUGCUUCUGGCCAUUCCACAGAGUUACUUUGCUUAAAAGUUAUUUGUUUUAAAUGUUUUUAAAAGGAAAAUUAAAUGUUUAUUUAGCGAGUUUGAGUGCUAAUAUAGCUUAUUUAGCUUUUGGAACAUGUACAGGAUGGACAUCACCAGUAAUGCCAAUACUUCGAAAUAGAACAGACGAUAGUCCAUUGGCAGAAGGUGUGAAUUAUCAAGAGGAAGGAUGGAUAAGUUCGGUUUUAUCAAUUGGAGGAUUAAUUGGAUGUCCAAUAGCGGGAAAAUUGGCCAAUGUAAUUGGAAGAAAAUGGACCUUACUCCUGAGUGCGUUUAUAUUUUCUGCUGCAUAUACUUUGUUUUUGCUCGCAGGCAAAGUGUGGCAUAUUUAUGUAGGACGUUUUCUGCAGGGAAUUGCGUGUGGAAUUGUGGGAACAGUGAUGCCAAUAUACGUUGCUGAAAUAGCCACCGAUGAUACUCGAGGACCUUUAGGUUCUAUGCUUAUACUCUUUAUGAUGGGUGGAAUCCUCUUUGUUUAUACGAUUGGAGCAUUUGUAAAUUACAUGGUUCUCCAGUUCUGCUGUCUAGCUGUACCGGUAGUAUUUUUUGCAACGUUUUUCUUCAUGCCAGAGACACCUUAUUUCUUUGCUUUGAAAAAACGAAAACUCGAAGCGAUCAAGUCUCUGGAGUUUCUUCGAAGUCAUUGCGGAUUAACAAUUGAUAAUGAAUUCCAUCAAAUUCAGUCAGCAGUCGAUGAAGACAUGUCACGUAAGGGAACAUUUAUGGAGAUACUACGAAAUUCCGCCAAUAGAAAAGCAUUCUUCAUAUGUUGUGGACUUUUGAUAUUCCAGGAGUUUUGUGGCACCGAUGCAGUGACAUUUAACAGUGAAUCAAUGUUCAUCAGUGCCAAGUCGCCUCUAGAUCCCGGAAUUGCUGCCAUCUUCCUUGCCAUUACUCAAUUGGUGGCAAGUUUGGUUACUCCGUUUGUUAUUGAAAGUUUUGGUCGAAAGACAAUGCUUAUGAUAUCCGAUCUAGGUAUGGGAUUGGCUUUGCUUGCAUUGGGUACUUUCUUUUAUGUUCAAUCUUUCGGAGAUGCCUCGGGAAUUCUCUGGAUUCCCAUUCCUGCACUUAUCUUAUUCGAUGUUAUGUAUGCACUUGGAUUUGGACCAGUGGUGUGGGUGAUUUUUGGCGAAAUUCUUCCGACCAACAUAAAAGCCAACGUUUCAUCAUUCGCUUUUGCACUUAAUUGGGCUUUAACUUUUUUGGUAACACGUUUCUAUCCGGAGAUAAAUGCUCUUGGAUCUUAUUAUGCUUUUUGGUUGUUUGCAGGAUUAUGUGGUUUAAGUUUAAUUUUUGUUCUUUUUUAUGUGAUCGAAACAAAAGGACUUAGUUUACAAGAAAUACAACAAAAACUGAAAUAAAGCUGAUGUUCUCUAACUUAAACAUGUUUGUUUUAACUCGUUAUCAUUUCUUUCAGCUUUCCUUCUUUGUUAUUAUGAAUCCUUGUCUGCUUAAACUAUCACACAAAGUAACUGAAGCUUCAGUAACAGCUUUUACUGCCCGUUCAACAAUUUAAGUGUGACAAGGAAGGCGCAUCCAAUCUAAAUUUCCAUCUCCUUUUUGUUUA
This is a messenger RNA of Eupeodes corollae, 1649 nucleotides long. RefSeq names its product facilitated trehalose transporter Tret1-like. The transcript has 5 exons. Bases 85 to 1443 code for a protein of 452 amino acids. Gene Ontology annotation, biological process: transmembrane transport. Gene Ontology annotation, molecular function: transmembrane transporter activity. The record is from RefSeq and is a predicted model, not a curated record. NCBI's taxonomy places the organism in Eukaryota, Metazoa, Arthropoda, Insecta, Diptera, Syrphidae. Gene Ontology annotation, cellular component: membrane.